AGAUAACCAAGGCAAAAUGGCGGACGAUGGGGACAAAUCCGAAUCUGGCCAGAUCAAAGAGAAGGCAAAUCCAAAACCAGAGCUAAAAAAUACAGAAAAAAAUAAGGAGGAUGCCUUUAAUGAAUUUUACACAGAGGCAAUUAUUUUAUUGUUAAAAUUUUCGGCAAAGCAUGUAAAAGAUAUUGAAGAAAGAGACUCAGUUUUAACCCCAAAGCAACAAAUAGACCGUCUAAAUAGACCUGGCUCCACGUAUUUUAAUUUAAACCCUUUUGAUGUACUCCAAAUUGAUCCGGAAACUCCUCUCGCGGAAGCAAAAAAGAAAUAUAGAAGAUUAUCCAUAUUGGUUCAUCCUGAUAAAAACUUAGACGAUAGGGAACGUUCCCAAUUGGCAUUUGAUGCCUUAACAAAAGCUUACAAAACUCUAGAAAAUGAAGAAGGAUAUAAAAGAUGUCAAGAGAUAGUUGAAGAAGCUAAAACGUUAACAAAUGAAAUGAUGGUAAAAAAGAAGAAGGAGCAGAAAAAGGCUGGAAAAAGCCAAAUUUUACCUGAGGAUGAUCCUGAUAAAUAUAAACACGCCGUUUACGUCCAAACAUGUAAGUUAUUCGCUGAUUUAGAAAGAUUAAGACAGAAUGAGGAAAUGAAAAAGCAAAAUGAAAAAAAGAGAAAAGCUGAAGAAGAAGAGCUGGAGGAGGAGAGGAAAAAAGUUGAAUCUGAAUGGAAUAAAAAUUACGAAGAAAGUAGACAAGAUCGUGUUAAAUCUUGGCAUAAUUUUACUAAAGGUACUAAGAAGAAGAAGAGAGAAGGCUACACUCCAGGCACUUUUCGUCCACCAAAAACAAAAAUGGAAAGAAAAGAAUAA
Messenger RNA from Dimorphilus gyrociliatus, 859 nucleotides. The record is from the annotation of a GenBank genome assembly. NCBI's taxonomy places the organism in Eukaryota, Metazoa, Annelida, Polychaeta, Dinophilidae.